This is a messenger RNA of Naegleria fowleri, 1116 nucleotides long. RefSeq lists its product as uncharacterized. NCBI's taxonomy places the organism in Eukaryota, Heterolobosea, Eutetramitea, Acrasida, Naegleriidae. Gene Ontology annotation, biological process: UDP-galactose transmembrane transport. Gene Ontology annotation, cellular component: Golgi membrane; endoplasmic reticulum membrane. Gene Ontology annotation, molecular function: UDP-galactose transmembrane transporter activity; UDP-glucose transmembrane transporter activity. The record is from RefSeq and is a predicted model, not a curated record. The transcript has a single exon. The coding region runs from base 1 to 1116 and encodes 371 amino acids.
AUGGCCCAAACUGCUUCUGCCAUUUCAUCCAAUCUUUCUCACUCGGAAUCGGUAGCCAAUUUGAGCGUGAUUCAUCAUCAUGAUCAUUCGCAUCAUAAAUCAUACAAAACUCAUCCGAUGGAAUUUGCAAAAAUUGCUCUCGGAAUUCUUGUGUGUUUCAUUACGGCGAAUUCAUUCAAGGAGGAAAUUACAAAAACAAAAUUCGGAGAGAGUAACCCCGAAGUGUUUACGUAUACAUUCUUUUUAAGUUUUAUUGAGAGUUUGUUUGAUAUAGUGGCAGCGUUAGGAAAAAUUAUUUAUUCGAAAAAACAUGAUCAAAUUAGAGCGGCUGUGAGUUUUGAGACUCAAAAAUUCUUUGUCAUGUCAGCAAUCACUCACUCGACAGGAAUUGGGUUGGGAAAUAGAGCGUUGAAAUAUGUGGAUUUUCCAACUCAGGUGUUGGCAAAAUCAUGUAAAAUGAUCACUGCCAUGUCUUCUUGUUUUUUAAUUGUAGGAAAGCGUUAUUCCAUGCCAAGAAUUGUGGCAGUGCUUGUAGCGACUUUGGGAAUUUCUUUUUACAUGUUUGGAGAGAACAAAAAGUCACAACAUGCGGAAAGUACUGCAUUUGGUUUAAUGUUGCUCAUUGUCUCUGUGUGUGCCGAUGGUGUGAAUAAUGCAGUUCAAGAAUUGAUGAAACAACAUUUUAAAAACAAACCAAAGGAAGCAAAACCAAGUUCAGACCAACUCAUGUUUUUCACCAAAAUUUACACAAGUCUGUUGUUUUUCGUAUGCAUGAUUUACUUUGGAGAGUUUUGGAAAGGUAUUGAUUUUUGUUUGAGACAUCCCUCCAUUAUUUUGAAUAUUGUAUUGUUGUGCGUUUCAGGAACGAUUGGAAGCUUUUUCAUCUUCUGGGGAUUUGCCGAGUUUGACAACGUGGAAAUUACGUUUAUCAAUACUGUGAGAAAAUUAUUUACCUUUUUACUUUCUGUAAUGAUUUAUGGACACUCAUUUUCACAAGCUCAAUUAAUUGGUGCAACCAUUGUGUUUGUUGGUGUUGGAUUGGAUUGGUAUUUUGAUUCACAUCCAUCUGUUCCUGCUGUUAGUGUCACCAAACAAGAAGAAAAGAAAAAGCAAUAG